Pistacia vera is the source of this 3196-nucleotide messenger RNA. RefSeq lists its product as uncharacterized. The transcript has 6 exons. The record is from RefSeq and is a predicted model, not a curated record. The coding region runs from base 122 to 2335 and encodes 737 amino acids. NCBI's taxonomy places the organism in Eukaryota, Viridiplantae, Streptophyta, Magnoliopsida, Sapindales, Anacardiaceae.
UCAAAGAAGAGGGACCAGAAGCAACUGAUACAUUUAUCUUUCCCCGAGUAGCCUUUCUAAACUUGAAGACUUGCCAGAACUUACAACUUUCUACCCUGGUAAACACACUUUAGAAUGGCCAAUGUUAAAGAAGAUGGAGGUGCGUAAUUGUCACAGACUGCACAUAUUCACUUCAGAAUAUAAGGUUGUUGUCCCCAAUUUGGAGGCCUUACAACUUCAUUCAGUUAAUUUUGAAAUGAUCUGGGAUAGUCAACUAGCAACAAUAUCUCAUUGCUAUCAAAACUUGGCACGCUUGAUUGUGGUUGGAUGUGAAAAACUAAAAUUUGUAUUUUCAUCUUCCGUGGUAAAAAGCUUUGACCGGCUUGAACACCUUCGGAUACGCAAUUGUAGGGUUUUAAAGGAGAUUAUUGAGAAAGGAGCAGAAGCAAAUCCUACAUUUAUGUUUCCACGAGUAACCUUCCUACAACUUGAAGACCUACCAGAACUCGCAACAUUCUAUCCUGGAGUUCAUACUUGUGAAUGGCCACAAUUAAAGAAGUUGGUAGUGUGUAAUUGUGACAAAAUAAAAAUAUUCACUUCAGAAUUUAAGAGCUUCCAUGAAAACAAUAAGAGUCAACUUGAUAUUUGGGAGCAACAAUCCCUCUUCUUGGUCCAAAAGAUUAACUCCAAUUUGGAGGAAUUAACAUUAAGCAGAGUGGACGACAUGGUAACAUUGCAGCAGCAGUUUCCAAAAAACUUCUUCAGUAGAUGUACAGUUAGGAUCAAAGGCGAUAGAUCUACAAAUAUUCCGGUUGGCAUCCUUCAAAGAUUGAAUAAUCUGGAAAAACUUGUACUGAGAGAAGGUUCGUACAAAGAAAUAUUCACAUGUGGAGAGGAUGAGAAACGUACAGAGACAUUGAUACAGAUAAAAAGUUUGGAGUUGAGUGAUCUUUCUGAUGUGAAAUACUUGUGGAGGAAUGACUUUAAACUGGACGCUGUUCUUCAAAAUCUUGAAGUUCUAGAAGUAUGUUUUUGUCACAGAAUGAUAAAUGUGCUACCAUCCUCGACGUCUUUCAAAAAUUUAACAGUUUUGAAAGUAAUUUGCUGCCACGUAUCGAUAAACAUAGUCACGCCAUCAGUAGCAAAACAUUUGGUACAGUUGAGAGAAAUGAAAAUAGAAUGUUGCCAAAUGAUGAUAGAAAUAGUAUCAAAUGAGAAAGAUGUGGUAGUAGAAGAUGAAAUUGUUUUCAGCAAAUUGAAGAAGUUGUCACUAAUAUAUUUAGACAGUCUCACAUGCUUCUACCCGGGGAAAUACACAUUGAACUUCCCAUCUUUGAAAGAAUUAAUUAUCCAGCAUUGUCCCAAGAUGAAGUCUUUCUCUGGAGGAAUCUUAAACACACCAAGUUUACUGAAAGUUCAACAAAAUGAGCAGGAUAAAGACGAAUGGUGUUGGGAAGGUGACCUUAAUACAACUAUACAACAUAUGUACAAAGAAGAGGUUAACUCCAAUUUGGAAAGGAUCACACUAAGUGGAGAGGACAUCGCGUCUAUAUGGCAAGAUCAAUUUCCGAAACAUCAGUUUUCCAAAGUGAAAGUUCUUGAGAUCAUUAAGGAUGAUUCAGCACACUUUCCAAUUGAAGUCCUUGAGGGGUUUAACAGUCUCCAAAAACUGAUAUUAAAAGUCUGUCCAUACAAAGAGAUUUUUUCAUGUGGAGAAGAUGAGAAAUGUGCUGGGAUGCUCACACAGAUAAAACAAUUGGAGCUAUGGGGACUUUUUAAUUUGAAGGACAGUUGGAAAGAAGACUGUCAUCUGGACUCAAUUAUUCAAAAUCUUGAAAUGCUAUUUGUCAAUGAUUGCCACACUUUGAUUAAUCUACUGCCAUCUUCAGCAACCUAUGAAAGUCUAAAAAGACUAGAAGUAUGGGAGUGCGAUGGAUUGAUAAACUUGGUAUCAUCUUCAACAGCCAAAAGUCUUGUGCGACUCGAAGAAAUGGGAAUAAUCGGUUGUGGAAUGAUGACAGAAGUAGUAUCAAAUGAGGGAGAUACAGAAAAUUAUGAAAUUGUUUUCGACAAAUUGACGUCAUUGAGACUUGAAAAUUUAAAAAGUCUCACAAGUUUUUGCUCUGGGAGUUACACAUUCAAAUUCCCAUUUUUGGAAGUCUUAAAUGUGGUUAAAUGCCCCAAUAUGAACACAUUCUCUGGAGGAGUCUUAAGCACACCAAACUUAGACAGAAGAGAGCAUAUUAGUUAUGGCUGGAAAAAUUGCUGGGAGGGUGACCUUAACACAACUAUACAACAUCUUCACAGGAAAAUGGUUGGUCAGAAAUUUCCAGGCAGCUCUUCCAAUAGUGCUUGAACAACAGAAGUGUGUCUGCCCAAAACACAAAGAAGGGGUUAAGUUAUGGAGAGAAUAAUCCCAAAAGACAUAAAAACUGCAGUUUCGGGUUUACCCACAAUUGACUGCCUUGCAAUGCUUAGUUACAAUCUCCACCGUUCAGAAUGUAGAGUUGUGUCUCAUGAACAACAUAUCCAAAAAUCAGAACGAUCCGACGGCAAACGAACUCCAGAUCACGAUUUGAUGAGACACUGUUCACAGACUCAAAUCUCAUAUUUCUUCUCCGUUUCUCUUUGUUUUUGUCUCACUCUCUGGAUGAUGGCUGGCUAGAAAGGACAGCCACUGGAGGGGAACACUCACUCUCUCACGUUUUUGGCUGCUGGACAAUGAAGAAGAUGAAGAUAAGAUGGAGUUGUUCUGGGCCUAAUUUGUUGGUCUACUCACCUUCAUAUGGGAGAGAAUGAGGUAAGCCCAACCCAACACCAGUUGCUACUGACGUUGUGCCACUAGAAGUGCUACUUCCUGUGCUUGCAAAAGUUGAUGCCCUCCCCCCAAAAAGCACGGUGGUAGAAUCACCAAAGCUAGGCUCCUUGAUCUUCGGUUAGUAGGGCCUCUGCUUCUCCUCCUCUCUCGAGCUCUGCUACUGGCACCUGUUGUUUUAAAGGUGGUAACUUCAUCUCGCUCUCCAGCUGUACACUUCUUCAAUCUUCCUUCACCGGUUCCAUUGUUCAAUUUGAAAGCAAACUAUUUUACGAAAUUUCUUGCUUUUAUUUACUUUUGUUUGUUAUGUUUUAGAAGGCUAAUAUUGAGAUCAGAUAGAGUACUCAAUGGAUUUUACAAGACUGAAGCUCGUAUUCCAAUGCUUCUUGUAGUUUCUCUUAA